Brassica napus (rape) is the source of this 1730-nucleotide messenger RNA. Its product is annotated as kinesin-like protein KIN-7F. The transcript is spliced from 6 exons. Gene Ontology annotation, biological process: microtubule-based movement. The record is from RefSeq and is a predicted model, not a curated record. The coding region runs from base 185 to 1498 and encodes 437 amino acids. NCBI's taxonomy places the organism in Eukaryota, Viridiplantae, Streptophyta, Magnoliopsida, Brassicales, Brassicaceae. Gene Ontology annotation, molecular function: microtubule motor activity.
CUUCUUGUCUCGUGUGUUUAUUUCAUAGAAUGAUUCCAGUUUUUGUACUCUUGCAGCAGAACAACACGAAGCUUUUCCUUUUAUGUAUAGCCAUGUUUCAUGUUUUAAUCUCUUAGUUUUGGUUUGUUUCAGGAAAACGAGGUUCGAAGCAACUACUACAGCGUGAAGAAAGGUAACCUUGAUCAUGUCACAUGCCUCAAAAUGUGAUUGUGCGAUAACAGUGAGGAAGAAAGAUGUGCAAAUACAAAAGAUGGAAAAGAAGAUGGCAAAGUUGAGAAAGCAGAGGGAUAUUGCUGAGUCCAGGCUUGAAGAUUUCAUGAGAAUUAUUGAACACCAUCAUCAGGCGUUAAAGUCUGGAACUCCUUACUUUGGCAACCACACAGACAAGUGGGAAGAUGAUGGUUCAGUAUCAGACACAUCAGGCAUGGUCAAUUUAUUAGACACAAGGAGUUUCAUAUCUGACGACGAUGAUGAUGAUGAUAUCAAUGAAGAGCUGCCUAUGCGUUCACAAGAUCCAUCAGAUGAAUACUGUAGAGAAGUCCAGUGCAUUGAGAUUGAGGAAACGGCCACAGUCUUUAGUAAUAACAACCCCAAAGACGAGAAAGAAGAAACUAAAAACGUUGUAGGCCAUAAUGAGGAUCAUGCUGAUGAUGAAAGGAGUGUAGUCCAAAACGUGAACCACAGAGAUACCAUACCAGGGGCAGAAAGACAAGAGAGUCACAAGAUUGAGUUUCCUGAGUUAGAGUUGGUUUCUAGUAGUGUGUCGAGGAGUGAUUCUAUGUCUUCUUCUUACGGGAGCAAUUCCAAUGGCAUCCCAACGCCCUUGGGAGAAGAAGGAGGUAUCUCUACUUUCCAGACUUUCGUUGAUGGGCUUAAGGAGAUGUCUAAGCGUCAUCAAGAGGUCUCUAAUGCUGAGGCUUCUGGUAAAAUGGAAAAGGACCUUGGUGUGGACGGGGACUUUGAGAGAAAGCGGCAAGAGAUUCUGGAGCUAUGGCAAAGCUGUAACGCCUCUUUGGUGCGUAGAACAUAUUUUUACCUGCUCUUCAAAGGAGAUGAGGCUGAUUCAGUCUACAUUGGAGUUGAGCUGAGAAGACUUUUGUUUAUUAAAGAUCGCUUCUCUCAGGGAAAACAAGCCUCGGAUGGAGGAGAAACCUUAACAUUGUCUUCAAGCCUGAAGGCGCUUCACAAGGAGAGAAAGAUGCUGAGCAAGCUUGUGAGGAAAAGGUUUUCAGAAGAAGAGAUGACAAGAAUCUAUCACAAAUUUGGGAUUGCGGUUAACUCGAAACGCAGGCGUUUACAACUUGUGAACAAGCUGUGGAGCAAUCCCAAGGACAUGACCCAGGUUGCGGAAAGUGCAGAUGUUGUAUCCAAGCUUGUGAAGUUAACUGAACAAGGCAAAGCCAUGAAGGAGAUGUUUGGUCUGGCUUCCACGUCUCCUUCCUUGUUGACAUCUCAGAAAGCUCAUGGUUGGAGAAAAAGCUUGCCUCCACUUUUCUAACCAUCUUUGUAUUUUUGGCACUGACAUUAUUAUACUCUUGCGUUUCUUGUAGCAGUGUGUAUGUCUUCUUUGUGUCCUUUCUUUUUCAUUUGUUUGUCUUUUGAUUUUGAAGGUGCCAGCCAACAUUGUUUUACAGUCAAAUGGAAUCUGUUGAUUUUGAAGGAGCAUGCAUACCUAUUCGUUUGAAUGUCCCACCAUCUAAUAAAAUCUGUUGACCAAAGUUGCACUCAAA